Molecule: messenger RNA, 1277 nt
Organism: Symbiodinium natans
Lineage: Eukaryota; Dinophyceae; Suessiales; Symbiodiniaceae
Source: the annotation of a GenBank genome assembly
AUGUGCAGAGCGAACUCUGUCCUUUGGCUCGUUUGGCUCUUGCUCAGUGAAGUGCCUGCUGUGCCCCAGGAGGAAGCGUCUUGCGACAAUGCCUUCCUGUUGCAGAGGACACUCCCUCCAGCAGGUCUGCUUCAACAGGAACUCCCCUCUGUUGCCUCCAUCACCUUCGCGCCUGGAUCGGAGUGGAUGAUAGGGUGGACGCCAAAAAGGAUGCCAAGACGGCGGCCGGAAGCGCACCCAAAGACACCAAGGGAAGUCCCUCAUUCCGAGAUCCAGCAAGACGAGCAUUCGGAGCCCAGCGCGCCCCAGCAGAUCCUGCGCUUGGAGCGGCGUGAAUCGCUCCAGGGUGCGCCCAUCGUCAAGGCACUCAGCGAAGAAAUCAGCCCCGAGUCGCUCGAGGAGCUUGCUUUCCCGCAGCAGGCACCUCAGUCGUCGGAGGUCUCCCAGGCACUGGAGCAAUCGGACAACGCGGAGGCGACGCCGACAGAGGCCACACAAAGAGCCACACAGAAAGCCACACAGAAAGCCACACAGAAAGCCACACAGGCCACGCCGGCCCCGGCGGCCUCACCAGAGGCCUCGCUGGAGGCACCCGAGCAGACUUUGUCGGAGCAGACUUCGCCGCCGGAGGAGGUUGCGGAGGCCGCGGCCGCGGUGGCGGCCGCAGAGGCAGGCGACAUGGAUGUAGAUGAGGCAGACGGCGCAGACGUGGCGGGAGGGGCCGCGCCGGUGGACGAGGCAGAGGCUCCACCCUUGGAGGGCGAGAGUGAUGAGGAGACGGAGUUGGUGGAUUGGGGGGACGAGACUUCACAGCGGCCGAAGACCGGCCCUGAACGGGAACAGAGCCCCAAGCCGGAACGCCCGGAAACUUCGGAAGCCGAGAACUUCGAGGAGAACUUCGAGGAGAAGCCUGACACGAAGCCGGAGAGCCUGGAGAGGGGGAGCCUGGAGAGCCCGACAGAGACCACCAACCCAAAGGAGCCGGAAGAGACCCCAGGAGAGACCCGAGGAGAGACCCGAGGAGGGACCCGAGGCGAGUCCACGGAGAGCUCGCUAUCGACCAUCGACAUCGUGAUUCCGGGGGCUCCGGGAGCCGGUGACACUUUGCUGCGCGUCAAAGACCCCGCAGAGAUCGAGGCGAUCACCAGCGACUCUGACCCGCGUGAUCCCCAAGUCGCAACCCUGCGGGUCUACAAUGUCACGGUGAACGCCUUCCCCUUGACGGACAAGCCCGUUUCCAUGUUCAAGAGAGGUGCUGAAGGGGACACGGAGACGAG